Messenger RNA from Penicillium waksmanii, 1638 nucleotides. Its product is annotated as fungal specific transcription factor domain-containing protein. The transcript is spliced from 2 exons. NCBI's taxonomy places the organism in Eukaryota, Fungi, Ascomycota, Eurotiomycetes, Eurotiales, Aspergillaceae. Bases 1 to 1638 code for a protein of 545 amino acids. Gene Ontology annotation, biological process: DNA-templated transcription. Gene Ontology annotation, molecular function: zinc ion binding; DNA binding. The record is from RefSeq and is a predicted model, not a curated record.
AUGAUCUUCGCCAUCGGGUGCGCUAUUUGUCGACUUUCUGAACAGAACCUACAGCAGGAGGCAGAUGAGAAUCUCUUUUUGGCACGAGCUAAAUAUCUGAGCCUUUCAGAGAGCGUUCUCUAUGAUCAUGAUGAUCUACAACAAGUACAGGCCGAAGCCCUGCUGGCUUUCUACUUCCUGGUCGUAUCGCAAAUAAACAGAUCAUGGAAAAUAAUUGGCAUUGCGGUACGCUCGGCUAUCGCGCUAGGGAUCAAUCUUCGGCAAAAGACAAGCGAGCACGAUUUUAAAUCAGACGAAGCUCGCAAGCUACUGUGGUGGUCGAUUUUUCGCCUGGAGAAUGUUCUUUUUGUCAUGACCGGGAGAGUUUCCUGCCUCGGAAGUGCUUUCUGCUCCACACCUCCGCCACUUCUCGGGCCAGUUCUGGAAUCCGCAGGACCGGACAUCCACCCGUCAGCCAACGCGCACCGAUGGACCAUAGAUUUGGGAAAAAAGCAGAUGGAUUCUCAGAGGAAUCUUUUGCAGUCGCUAACUCCCAGCACAUCCCUCUAUUUUUUUUAUAUGGUAGAUCUGUCUUUGAUCGCCCAUACCAUCGCUAAUGAAGUAUAUGUGAUCGACAGUUCACGGGCAGGCCGAGCGCGAGUCGAAGGCCGUAUAGAAUUUUAUAGCAAGAAGGUGGAUUACUGGAUAUCGACUUUACAUCCUUCGUUCAGUUUCCAAGACAGUCAAGGUAAUCCACAACUGAGAAUCAGCUCCCCCUUUCAAAUUUCCUUCGCUUUGAAUUACUACAGCGCCCGCAUCGUGCUUAAUCGACCUUGCCUCAACAGCCAUGCAUUUGGAAAGAAAAGCGGCUCACAGCCUUCUCGUUCCCAGUUUGCCAAUGCAGCCGCUCUCAACUGUCUCCGUGCGUCCCUGGCUAUCAUGGCACUACUACCAGAUCAACCGGACCUGGUUUGGUGUUAUGAAGUCCUGCAGUGGUGGGAUCUAUUACAUGUUCUUACUCAGGCGAUUGUAAUACUACUUCUCGAUAUUUCAAUUGGUCCAAUACCGACGAGGUCAGAUGAAAGGACAGUUUCUGUUGAAUCGUCAGACCUGGUUUGGACGAGGACGAAGAAAGGUCUUUGUUGGCUACAUUGUAUGGGAAGAACUUCAGAGGCCGCUCGACGGGCCUUUCAGUUCUUCAGCAGCUGCAUUGGUCGCAUAGCUCCCGCUAAUAACCUCGACCUGAGCGGCAUCCCUUCGACGUUCGGAUCAUUUCAAACCUCCCGUGAUCCGAACUUCCCAUGGCUUCGAGACUCACCCAAAGAGAAUGGAAUGACGCCUCAGCAAGAAUUGCACUCCUUGAAUGAUCGGGAGUUUUUGAAGUGGAUGGAUUCACCCAAUUUGUCUAGGUAUGACAAUAUAUACGACGACACACGAUCUCAUGAUUCAGAAGGAACUCUGUCUUCUUUGAGUAUAAUACCAAGUACCUCAGCAGUGCUCGACGCUGAUACAGAUAUGUCGGAGCUCAUCUCAAAUUCAGAUACCAACAUCGACGAUUUGCUGAUGUCCAUGGUGGGCUCUAAUGCAUCCUGGACCGCGAGUUCCGGCAGUUUUGGGUCUCUGGAACAAUUGCAUACAUCAGAAACAUAUCUACAGUAG